AUGACUUUGGCGUCGGGUAGAAGCUUCGGUGUCACCGAGAAGGCGAUCAAAAUAGCGUUCUCGAAGAACCUGGGGACUCGGUAUGCGGUUUUGCAGUUUCAGCAGCAAGAGUUCGCAAUAGAGAACGCUAUGGUUCGGGUGAUGAAGGCACCACUCGAAGCCAUGUGCCACUCCACCAAAUCCAAGGAUUUCAAGUGCGCUUUUGAGCGACUCCGUUCCACUCCGCGGAAGGCCAAGACAAAUCACUCGCAACGGCCUCGAUCGCUUCUGUUGUGGUUCAGGUAA
Penicillium cinerascens is the source of this 285-nucleotide messenger RNA. RefSeq lists its product as uncharacterized. NCBI's taxonomy places the organism in Eukaryota, Fungi, Ascomycota, Eurotiomycetes, Eurotiales, Aspergillaceae. The coding region runs from base 1 to 285 and encodes 94 amino acids. The transcript has 2 exons. The record is from RefSeq and is a predicted model, not a curated record.